Molecule: messenger RNA, 1989 nt
Organism: Ctenopharyngodon idella (grass carp)
Lineage: Eukaryota; Metazoa; Chordata; Actinopteri; Cypriniformes; Xenocyprididae
Gene: mkrn2os.2
Product: MKRN2 opposite strand, tandem duplicate 2
Exons: 4
Coding region: 110-787 (225 amino acids)
Source: RefSeq, a predicted model, not a curated record
CCACGCGACCCGCUGACGUCACCCUCCUGAAACACAACAGCCGCUCUCUCUCGACUCGGCAGUGCAGCACAGUCCGGUCCCAUGAAGCGUCUGUCUAUGUUCUCUCCCGAUGGACAAGAGCGUGAUCAAAUUCAACCACUGUGACAAGGACAUCUUUUGUUUUUUCGUCCCGGAUCAGUGUCCUGAAUGUGGCGUUAGUUUCAGCGGGAAGAGGCUGGAGGAAGCACCGGUCAGCAUUCCGAACCCCUUCUCCAACGGACACAAAGUCCCGUGCGCUUUUCUUGUGGCGUCAACAGAAGACGAUGUGCUCAGGGACUUUGAUGGCCGCUCUGAUCUACACACAGGAAUUACUAACACCAGCGGAAUAGUCUACAACUACACAAAGGCCGGUGUUCAGCGAGAGCAUCAGGGGUGGGAGCGCUGCAUAUGCGUCCCGCUGGUCCAGCCCGACAUGUUCAGUCUGAUGAGCCAGUGGGAUCAGUAUCUGGAGAAGUUCUCCUCCGCUCAGAUGUGGGACCCUCUGUGGCAAAGCUUUAAUGAGGAAACGCACAACUGCUACAGCUACACGCUGAUGUUCAUCAACUGUGUGCUGGCCACGCAGUCCAAGCGAGGCCUGAGCAAAGACGAGUUCACGCAGUCGUUCGUCCUGCCUCGGAUCAAAAGAGCUUCCAAGUACAUGAUGUUGUGCCGUGAGAUUUCCCAGAAUCACUUCUACAUCGUCGACAGCCCGCGGAGAAACUCGCAAGAGAGUCCGAGCGAGGAGGACGAGGACAGCAAGAGCAACUGAGCCCAGGAUCAUCACUGACUUCCUGUUAUUUAAUCAUUUAUAUAUCUUGUAUCAAGGUGAAAUUUGAUUGAAUGAUGCCUAAAUGUGCCUGUUGAUCUGUACUGUCAUCAGCUGAAAUGACACUUUUGUAAAGCUUCUGAAAGUCAGACAUGUUUCGCUUCAGAAAACACUUGAUACUUCAGAGACUGAAUGUGACUCAAAGCCCGUUCACACCAAGAACGAUAACGAUAAUAUAUCAGCGUCCACACCAGCGCACAAGAUCGUUCUGUUGAUUAUAAACGCUGCAGAUUUGGCAUCUGUCGCUUUAAAUGCUCGAGCUCUGAAUCCCGCAGGAUUCAGUCAAUGUUUUUUUUAUCGUUCAUCAGCUGUGAAUGUGAUUCCAGCAGUUGUUACUCUGUGUCAUUAUCUUCUUUUAAAUUUAGAACGAUUUUUAAAAUAACUUCAUUAUCAUAGUUGGUGUGAAUAGGCCUUUUGUCCAGAAUUUUAAUGUUCUGUUCACAUUCAUCUAAACAUUUAAGCUGCUUUUCCACUGUCGGACCAAACCGUUCUCACUGCUGUUGUAUGCUCGAAUCUGAUUGGAUGACGAACGUUCUAAAGGCGUGCAGUUAUUUUCAGGGAAAUGCACGACUAAAGUAGUUCCAGGCAGAUCUUGACCGAAUUACAGUUCCAUAUCACUUCGCCAAAUGAUUUCAGUUUUUUCAAACAGCAAAAGAACCAAAACACACAGACCAAGCAAAUAAAUAUGGUAAACAAUAGGAUAAAAACAACAAAUUAUUUCUAAUGUUUUACCACAAAAUUGUGUUUUAUUAUGUACGGAAAGCACAUAUAGUUGGACACACACACAGAAACAUGUUUCAGUGCUGCUCUGAUGAUUUUAUCAGUAAAUCGUUUAACGACUUAAAAUCUUUGUGACAUUUCUCACUAGUGAGGUAAUAACGCCGCUGUUCUUGAAGCAGAUAAACUUAGUUUCUCUAUCAGUAGAGACGCUGCUGCCGAACACUGUUGACUCAGGUAAUUCACACACUUCAUCUCUCUCUCUCUAAUAACUGCAUUAUUCUGCUAUCAAUGACUCAAGCCUCCGUUACGAACUCUAAAAUGAUGUUUUGGAAUUAGCAACAGAGGCUUGGGAUUAGAUGCAUAAGAAAUUAGUCCUACACACCAUAGUGUUUUAAGUACAAAAACCUGACAAAUGUCUUGAAACA